GCACAAAAGCAAGCAGGAAUCAGAGAAUUGAUGCUGAAUGGUGAUUCUUACACCCCAUUGAUUAACAUUGGAACUGCGGAGGUUUUGAAAUCAGAAAUGAUAGAAUAUAUCAAAGAAUAGAUCAACUCUUACUUAACAUGGAAAGGAAAAGCAAAUCAAAAGAUGACCCAAGUACAUCAUCUAGCCUUCCUCAAAUUGCCGAUGAUCAACACAGAGGGGAUGACCCCUGGAAAUUUAUCAAGAAUGCUUGUGUUGCGCUGGCCCUCGACCAAAGUGUGCAACAUGAUGUGUUGGUCAUGAGAAAGAACGUGUUAAAAUAUGUUCGUGUUGGGGAGUUUGCUCCGGGAGCUGAGUUUCGUGAUCAAUGUCAUUCCUUCAUCCUAUCUAAUGUCAUUUGCGGGGUUGAGGAGGUUCGGAAGGCGGUGGCGAUGGGAUUGUAUGGCGGAUCGGUUGGUGAAGGCUAUGGGACAGCGGUGUUUGAUUAGAGUAGAAUUUCCCUAAUAUAAAUUACCCUAUUAUGGUACUAUGGAGUUGUAUUAAGGAAUUACAUAUUAUGUUGUUUUGGUUUAGAAUGCUUUAAGCUUGAAUUCUUGUGAAGGAUAUGGAGUCUAGGAUUGCCUUUAGCGUCCCGGGGUCUUAUAUCCUACAUCACUGGGCACUGUUACCAAACUGAGAACCUCCGAUUCUCAUACCAUAUUUCUGUUGUGUUUUUCAGAUGCAGGUUGCAACCCACCUUGGUGAGUUGUUUGGUUGGUGGCAGAAGCGAAGAAUCCGGAUACCUUUUGAGUCUCUUUGAUAUAUUUCGUUUAUUUAUAUAUAUCUCUCACUUUUGUAUUUUUAUUUUGGCCUAGAGGCUUAUAUUUGAGAGAGAACAAAACUUGUAUAAGCCAUUUUAAACUUCA
Messenger RNA from Arachis duranensis, 902 nucleotides. Its product is annotated as DNA polymerase epsilon catalytic subunit A-like. The transcript has 4 exons. Gene Ontology annotation, molecular function: single-stranded DNA 3'-5' DNA exonuclease activity; DNA binding; DNA-directed DNA polymerase activity. Gene Ontology annotation, biological process: DNA replication proofreading; DNA replication; mitotic cell cycle. The record is from RefSeq and is a predicted model, not a curated record. NCBI's taxonomy places the organism in Eukaryota, Viridiplantae, Streptophyta, Magnoliopsida, Fabales, Fabaceae. Gene Ontology annotation, cellular component: epsilon DNA polymerase complex. The coding region runs from base 138 to 485 and encodes 115 amino acids.